AUGAUUAAGUUCACCGGCAAGAACUUGAUUAGAGGCUUGCAAAAGACGAUUUUGGCAAAGCCUAGUCAUUUGACUGUGCAGACAGCUCUGAUGAGAAAGUUUAGUUUUUCAUGUAGGGCGUUGAACCAAGCAAGUCUCACUGAAGAUGAAAAAGAGCUGCUAAGUGAACCAAGAGCGCGUGAUUAUGUGGAUGUUUGUAUUGUUGGAGGAGGACCUGCAGGAUUGGCAACCGCAAUUAAACUGAAACAACUAGAUAAUGCCUCAGGAACAGGUCAGUUGCGUGUUGUUGUCCUUGAAAAAUCCAGUGUACUAGGUGGGCAAACUGUUUCCGGUGCGAUAUUAGAACCGGGAGUGUGGAAGGAGUUAUUCCCUGAUGAAAAGUCCGAUAUAGGUAUUCCGUUGCCAAAGGAGUUAGCCACUCUGGUUACUAAAGAGCAAUUGAAGUUUUUGAAGGGAAAAUGGGCCAUAAGCGUUCCCGAACCAUCCCAAAUGGUUAACAAGGGACGUAAUUAUAUUGUUUCUUUGAACCAAGUCGUCGGAUAUUUGGGAGAAAAGGCCGAAGAAGUAGGUGUUGAAGUAUAUCCUGGCAUAGCUGUUUCAGAUCUCAUCUAUGAUAAGGAUAAUGCGGUGAAAGGUGUAAUCACUAAGGACGCUGGUAUUUCAAAAUAUGGCAAGCCAAAGGAAACUUAUGAACGUGGGAUGGAAUUUUGGGCAAGACAAACUGUAUUAGCAGAAGGCUGUCAUGGUUCCUUGACAAAACAAGCCAUUAAAAGAUAUGAUUUGAGAAAAGGCCGACAGCAUCAAACGUAUGGAUUGGGUAUUAAAGAAGUUUGGGAAGUCAAACCGGAAAAUUUUAACAAGGGGUUUGCAGCGCAUACUAUGGGGUACCCGUUAUCCAAUGACGUUUAUGGUGGUGGUUUUCAAUAUCACUUCGGUGAUGGACUGGUUACUGUAGGUCUUGUCGUGGGAUUGGAUUACAAGAACCCUUAUGUUUCACCUUAUAAAGAAUUUCAAAAAAUGAAACAUCACCCGUACUAUUCCAAAGUUCUAGAAGGCGGCAAGUGCAUUGCGUAUGCUGCAAGAGCUUUGAAUGAAGGUGGACUUCAGUCCGUACCAAAAUUAAACUUUCCGGGCGGUGUGUUAGUAGGAGCUAGCGCCGGCUUUAUGAAUGUCCCAAAGAUUAAGGGAACUCAUACUGCGAUGAAGAGUGGAUUGCUUGCCGCUGAAAGUAUCUUCGAAUCCAUAAAAGAAUUGCCUGUGUUGGAAGAUAUCGAAGACGAAGAUAUCAAAACGGAAAUGUUCUCUAGAGAGUCAAUUAUCAACUUGGAGUCAUACGAAAGUGCAUUUAAAAAUUCAUCUAUAUAUAAAGAACUAUAUGAAGUGCGCAAUAUCAGACCAUCGUUUAGUGGGACACUUGGCGGAUACGGUGGUAUGAUUUACUCAGGAAUUGACUCCUUGAUAUUGAAGGGAAAUGUUCCUUGGACACUGAAGUUUGAUGAGAAAAACGACGGCGAAAUUUUGAAACCUGCUGCCAACUACAAACCGAUAGACUACCCUAAACCGGACGGUGUACUCUCUUUUGAUAUAUUGACAUCCGUGUCCAGAACAGGUACGUACCAUGAUGAUGAUGAACCAUGUCACUUGAGAAUUCCCGGACAAGAUAUGGUAAAAUACGCCGAGAGAAGCUUUCCUGUUUGGCAAGGUGUUGAAUCAAGGUUUUGUCCAGCAGGUGUUUACGAGUUUGUCGAAGAUAAAAAAUCACCUAUAGGCAAGAGACUUCAAAUCAACUCGCAAAAUUGUAUCCAUUGUAAAACUUGCGAUAUCAAGGCACCUAGACAAGAUAUUACGUGGAAAGUACCGGAAGGCGGAGAUGGACCAAAAUACACACUCACUUGA
Molecule: messenger RNA, 1896 nt
Organism: Saccharomyces mikatae IFO 1815
Lineage: Eukaryota; Fungi; Ascomycota; Saccharomycetes; Saccharomycetales; Saccharomycetaceae
Gene: CIR2
Product: electron-transferring-flavoprotein dehydrogenase
Exons: 1
Coding region: 1-1896 (631 amino acids)
Biological process (GO): electron transport chain
Cellular component (GO): mitochondrial inner membrane
Molecular function (GO): iron-sulfur cluster binding; electron-transferring-flavoprotein dehydrogenase activity
Source: RefSeq, a predicted model, not a curated record